This is a messenger RNA of Linum tenue, 2435 nucleotides long. The record is from the annotation of a GenBank genome assembly. NCBI's taxonomy places the organism in Eukaryota, Viridiplantae, Streptophyta, Magnoliopsida, Malpighiales, Linaceae.
CCCACAACAUCUAUAACCGAACCAAAACCAUCUCCGGGAACCAGGUAGAGAGAGAGCUUCAUAAGCGUCACUUUCCGUUCUCCUCCAAAUCUACGGCGGAGCUACCAAACAGCAACGGCCGGCCAACAACCAUUAGUGGCCACCUGCAAUUAAACCAUAUGUUCCCUCGAGUCUCUCCUCUCCUUCGGUUCUCUCUCCCUUUACCUUCUUCAAUGGCGCGUAACAUUUCUUCUCGCGCCGCCACCGGCGCUUUUCCCAUUGUUGCCCUCGCCGCCGCCGCCUCGCCUUCCAACGUUCAGUUCUUCACUCCGUCCAACUCCUUCGCUUCCCCCUCGUUACGCUUCACGACCAGAUGCUUCCACGCCGGAUUCGUCAAGCCGAUUGAAACCGGGGUUUGGGCGGCCGGCGGGCAGAGAGGGUAUCGGAAAGUGAGGAGACGCGCCACCGCCAAGAGCAAGCAGAAGGAGCUGGAGCUCAGCGUUAGCAUUUGCAUCGAGGAUGACCUCCCCGAUAAUGAUUCUGAAAUCCUGAGUAUAGCAGAGUUGCUCCGCCUGAACGCGCCCAUGGCGUUGAAGUUGGCACUGGAUGGCCUGAAAGACUCGCCCUGCAAAACUCGAGAUACUGCCAUCACAGAUGUUGGUGGCUACGAGAGCAUCGAGUUGUCUGUCAUGCUUUGCAAUGACAGAUUCAUCCGUAAGCUCAACAAAGAAUGGAGGGAUGAAGACAGUGCUACUGACGUUCUCUCCAUGUCGCAGCAUGUUGCUCAGCUUAAUCUCCCGAUUCUUAUGUUGGGUGACAUUGUAAUUUCUGUGGAGACGGCUGCAAGGCAAGCUGAAGAAAGAGGUCAUACACUUCUUGAUGAAAUCCGUAUUCUCAUGGUCCAUGGGUUGUUGCAUUUGCUAGGAUUUGAUCACGAGAUUAGUGAAGAAGCUGAAACCGAGAUGGAGAAAGAGGAGGAAGUUCUUCUAAAGAGUCUUGGAUGGGCGGGAAAAGGACUAAUUCAAAGUGCAUAUGAGUCCUACGAUCAAGCUAAUUCUGAUUCAGAAAUUUCGGAUGACAGGAAGAAAGAAGGGAGUCUCCGCUUCUAUAAACCAAAAUUCAAGUACAUCUUCUGUGACAUGGAUGGGACAUUGCUUAACAGCAAAAGUCAACUUUCAACCACAAAUGCAAAUGCAUUGAAAGAAGCUAUGUCAAGAGGAGUGAAGGUAGUGAUAGCAACUGGAAAGGCUCGCCCUUCUGCAAUAAAUAUCUUAAAGACUGCUGGCUUAGCUGAUAAAGAUGGUAUUGUUUCAGAGUUAUCCCCUGGUGUUUUCCUUCAGGGGUUGCUUGUGUACGGUAGGCAGGGGCGAGAGAUCUUCAGAAGAAAUUUAGAUCCAAGUGUCUGCAGAGAGGUGUGCCGGUAUUCUUUGGAGCAUAAGGUUCCCCUAAUUGCAUUCAGCAAUGAUCGUUGCCUAACGCUGUUUGAUCACCCCCUUGUUGAAUCGCUGCAUACAGUUUACCAUGAGCCAAAGGCAGAAGUCAUGCCUUCAGUUGAGGAUCUCGUAGCUGCAGCUGACAUACAAAAACUUUUAUUCAUAGACACGGCUGAUAGAGUAGCUACUGAGCUGAGGCCGUACUGGUCAGAAGCAGCAGGAGGUCGCGCCAGUGUAGUCCAAGCCAUCCCACAUAUGCUUGAGAUCGUGCCUGUGGGAACAUCGAAAGGGAGUGGGGUGCAAAUUCUUCUUGAUCAUUUGGGUGUGAAAGCCGAGGAGAUAAUGGCCCUUGGCGACGGGGAGAACGAUAUCGAGAUGCUGCAAUUGGCUUCUCUUGGCAUUGCUCUCAGCAAUGGCGCCGAGAAGACGAAAGCUGUCGCCAACGUAAUUGGUGCCAGCAACGACGAAGAUGGGGUAGCUGAUGCCAUCUAUCGGUAUGCAUUUUGAACCACUCGAGCAUAGCCAUUGAUCUUUCGAGAGCUCACUCAGCAAGCAUCUGCACAACACACUGGAGGUGACCGAGCUCGUGGUCGUGGAUGCUUGGCGAUUCUUCUUCUUAUCAUUCUUUAAUGAAGACUAGAGAGCCUUUAGAGUAAAACCAGCAAAAAAGAAAAGCUAUUUUCUGUGUUCUUUUGAUAAAAGGCGCCAUUUUUGAGCUGGUAUCCUAGGUUGGGUGUCUACUCAUUGGAUUACAAAUGGUUAGUUUAUUUGAUUGGGUGGUCGUUUUUGUUUCCCUUUAACCAACUGAACACUUUUUUUUCUUCUUCUUUUCGAUAGAUAUGAAGGAACUGUAUUACUAGUUGCCCAGGGACGUGCGAAAAGUAGCAAAUUGGCAGGUGUUUUGCCACUAUAUUGUGAAUUUGUGAGCUCUUCGAUUAGUUGAUGAAUUUUAACAUGACAUUAUAGAAGUCUCCAAAACUGAAAGAAUAUUAGCACAAUUUACAUAAAAAUGGUUCUCUGCUG